UAACCGACCUUCAGGUCCUUCACCCACCCCACCCUGCUUCCUCGCAGCUAUAUAUAUAUAUAUAUAUAUACCAACCCCCUGGUUCGGUUUCUCUCGCUCCUGCGUUCGUUACAGUUUAAUCCUUCUAGCGACCGGGGAUUCUCUUCUAUUCCCCCUUAGUAAAGAUUUGUGUAAGAAAUGGCUCGUACCAAGCAAACCGCUCGUAAGUCAACCGGUGGAAAGGCUCCCAGGAAACAGCUCGCCACCAAGGCCGCAAGGAAGUCUGCACCUACCACCGGCGGAGUCAAGAAGCCUCACCGUUACCGCCCUGGAACCGUUGCUCUGCGAGAAAUCCGAAAGUAUCAAAAGAGCACCGAGCUUCUGAUCCGAAAGUUGCCUUUCCAGCGCCUGGUCCGAGAAAUCGCCCAGGAUUUCAAGACAGAUUUGAGGUUCCAGAGUCAUGCAGUACUGGCGCUGCAGGAGGCUGCUGAGGCGUACCUGGUGGGUUUGUUCGAGGACACAAACUUGUGUGCCAUCCACGCCAAGAGGGUAACCAUCAUGCCCAAGGAUAUCCAGCUUGCCCGGCGGAUUCGUGGAGAACGUGCUUAAGACAUCCUAGACAACAUUUAUGUGCUGAAACAGUGGCCUUUUCCUUGGACGAGCUAAUAAAUACUAUACUUGGUAGAAACUUAUUUAGAUACAUAUGGCUUCCGUAUUGAUUUAGUUAGUUACUCUGGCUUAAUUCCUAAUUGGCGUUUAUAGUUUUUGUAAAUCUCUAGUGUUUUCAUAACUUUACAGUUUAAGGAUUCUAUAUGUUCAGUUUAACAUGGAUGUUUGAUCCCCGUCCCAAUUGGUGUUUAAUAUUUCUGAUUA
This is a messenger RNA of Coffea eugenioides, 852 nucleotides long. Its product is annotated as histone H3.3. The record is from RefSeq and is a predicted model, not a curated record. The coding region runs from base 178 to 588 and encodes 136 amino acids. The transcript is spliced from 5 exons. Gene Ontology annotation, cellular component: nucleosome. Gene Ontology annotation, molecular function: protein heterodimerization activity; structural constituent of chromatin; DNA binding. Lineage: Eukaryota; Viridiplantae; Streptophyta; Magnoliopsida; Gentianales; Rubiaceae.